AUGUCGUUAGAAAAGAAAGAAAGCGUUCCACAGGAAGACAGAAAUCCUCCACCUCCCCUCAUAACCAGCGAUACAAAGGCCAAGGAGCAGGACCUCAAGCCUAUCCAAAGCGACCAUGUCUACCCCUCUGGUCUUAAGCUCGCACUAUUGAUGAUCUCCAUCUUCGUUGGCAUGUUUCUCGUGUCCUUGGAUAAACUCAUCAUCUCAACCGCCAUACCCCAGAUCACCAACGAAUUCCACGCAGCGAAUGAUAUAGGCUGGUAUGGGACGGCUUAUCUGCUCGCCAACUGCGCGUGUCUGCUAGUGUUUGGAAAAAUAUAUACCAUCUUCAACAUCAAAGCCACCUUUCUGACAGCUGUCGUACUCUUUGAAGUGGGCUCAGCUAUCUGCGGUGCGGCACCGAACUCAAUCGCUUUCAUUAUCGGUAGGGCCAUUGCCGGUCUGGGAGCUGGAGGUGUUCAGUCUGGCAUUAUCGUCAUUAUUGUCUUCGCUGUUCCGCUCCAUAAGCGGCCUCAGUACCAAGGGUUCUUUGGGGCCAUAUUUGGAAUUGCUUCAGUGCUCGGACCGCUGGUAGGUGGUGCUUUCACUACAAGCGUGACUUGGAGAUGGUGCUUCUACAUCAAUCUUCCCCUAGGAGGCGUGGUUAUAGUGUUCGUCUUCUUCCUCCUACACAUCCCCGACCGCCCAGAAACCAAGAUUCCUUUCAAAGACAAGCUACGGCAACUGAACGCUCUGGGCUUGCUUGCCCUUGUACCCGGAGUCGUCUGUCUCUGCCUAGCCUUACAAUGGGGUGGCACCAUGUAUACAUGGAGAAAUGGACGCAUCAUCGCAUUACUUGUGCUCUCUUUUGUACUUCUGAUUGCCUUCGUCUUGAUCCAGUGCUGGAAGCCGGAUCAAGCAACUGUGCCGCCGCGUAUUUUCAUGCAGCGCAGCAUUGCUAGUGGCUUCUGGGUGAGCUGUUGUGCUGGGGCGCAUCAGACGCUCUUUAUUUACUACCUUCCCGUAUGGUUCCAAGCCAUCGAUGGCAACUCCGCCGUGCAAAGCGGCAUCCAUAUUCUACCCAUGGUGCUCGCCCUCGUCUUUGCGUCCAUUCUCACCGGCAUACUAACCUCCCGCAUUGGUUAUUACGUGCCCUUCUUGAUCUUCGGCAUCUGUAUCACAUCAGUUGGUGCAGGUCUGCUCACCACACUUGGCAUCCACACGGCGGUGGGCCAAUGGGUCGGUUACCAGAUCCUGUACGGCUACGGGGUGGGUUCGUCUAGCCAGGCUCCCAAUAUGGCUGCCCAGACAGUUUUACCACGUAACGAAGUGUCUACCGGUAUUUCAGUUAUUCUUUUCGCCCAGACGCUCUUCGGUGCCAUCUUCGUUUCGGUCGGACAGAACGUCCUAGACAAUCAGCUGGCUAAACGACUCGCUGGUAUCUCUAGCAUCACACCCAAACAACUUCAGACCGCUGGAGUCACAGGGCUUUUCGAUAUCAUCUCGCCUGAGAAUCAUACCGCAGCCCUGGAGGCCUACAAUGACUCCCUGCGUGUCUGCUUCCAAGUUGCCCUUAUUUUGGCUUGUCUCUCCAUCUUUGGUGCUGCUGGUAUGGAGUGGCGUAGCGUCAAGAAGAACAAGGAAGAUUCUACGCCUAAGAAUGCGGAGGAUGCGCAAGUGGGUAAGAAUGUAGAAUCCAAGGGGCUAGCCCCUUGA
Molecule: messenger RNA, 1695 nt
Organism: Lachnellula hyalina
Lineage: Eukaryota; Fungi; Ascomycota; Leotiomycetes; Helotiales; Lachnaceae
Product: Efflux pump
Exons: 5
Coding region: 1-1695 (564 amino acids)
Biological process (GO): transmembrane transport
Molecular function (GO): transmembrane transporter activity
Source: RefSeq, a predicted model, not a curated record